AUGCGCCCAGCUACCUCGAGUNCAGCUAUCGUUGCUUCGACUUCCUUUACUUUGAUCCGCGCCUACACCGAACGCAAGAAACGCAAGCAAUGCAAGAAGCGCGCGAAGUCGGCUGCCUCGAAGGACUCGUUUCAGCAGAAGGAUAUUUCUGGCUUCUUGACUCGCAUGUGGCAGAACGACCCUUUCAAGGCCAAGUGGAGCAUCCUCGCUAAGGCUUACUCAAUCAUUCGCGAGAGUAACACCAAGGACGCUGCGCCUCUCGACAAGUUCCUGGCCCUCACUUGCCCUCUGAUCGGCAUCAUCCCCAGAGACGACUAUCUCGGUGUCAUGGGCUGGAGCAUCGUUGACACGGCUGGAGUCAAGAGCAUGGAGCGCAUGUACACUCCUGACAUCUCUUCAUUCCCCGAGAACAUUCUGACCACCAACUUGUCCUCUGAGGAGAUCGUCGCCCAUUACCAGCGUGUCAGCUACGUUGACCACAAUGGCACUGAUGUCGCUCGCAAUCAGGGCUCGACUGCUGCCCUCGCCAUGGCUGCUCAGCCUACGUUCGAGUCCGCUCGCGAGGAAGUUGUUGCUCGCAGCCACCACACCGGCCACAUCCAGCAGAACAGCAACAUGAUCGGCAACUCAGGCUCAACCACCACCUUCACCAGCAUGGCUGCUCAGCCUAUGUCCAAUGAGGCAUCAUCUUCUCCUCCUGUGUUCGACUUCUCCACCUCUGAGUCUCCUUACCAGCCUGAUGACCAUGACUUGUUCGUUGGUGGUACCACCGACCAGGGCGCUCUUGACCAGAACAACAACAACGCCAUGGGUGCCAGUGGUCCUGUCAGACAGACCGUUCACAACCUCUCAAGUCAGCAGUACCCCUUCAUGGACGAGUUCGACCCCUUCCAGUCCAGCUCGCUCGACUUCGAUCCCUUCAACAUGAACCAAGACGCCGCCUUCGCCAGUAACAGCAUCGGCACCUACUUGGCUCCUAGCAGCAACGACUUCCCCGAGACCUUCAACAUUGACGACUUGUUGAGCAGCGACCUAUUCGACAUGACA
Messenger RNA from Aureobasidium musti, 1047 nucleotides. Lineage: Eukaryota; Fungi; Ascomycota; Dothideomycetes; Dothideales; Saccotheciaceae. The record is from the annotation of a GenBank genome assembly.